AUGGACAAUUUUAUUGCAUAUAAAAUGAAGAAUUUCUGUGAUGAUGUCAUUAUUAUUUUGAUAAAAAAAAAAGAUUAAAUGGCAAAAAUUCUUUUUCUUCUUUCACUUUGUUUAGUCAUUAGAGCAUAAUGGGAACUUGUAAGUGAAGAUCUAUUAGAUUUUACUGUUUCCACCGAUAAAUGGAAGUUUAGAAAUUCAUGCGAUUGGAAUAUUAUUUUUGAAAGUGGAUAGUUUUAAAAAUGCAAAGAAAACGACAUAAGAUAUAUUUUAGUAGGGAAAUCAAGGAUUAGCGCAUUUUAUUCUGUAUUAAAUUUGCCUCCACAUUAUGAAGUUAAAGUUAUUAUAGAUGGUUAUUUUAUAUGGCCACCAGGUUCAACUGUUACAAUUUCUUAUGAUAUUUAAGGAUCCUCUCCUUCAUAAUCAUUCAAUUACAAGGAUGAUAAUGUAUAAAGUUAUGAUAAAGCUUGUAAUGAUGACUGGAGUAAGUUUGAUAUAUAAACAUUCACUAUGAAAUUUAAUCAUAAUGAUAAUGAUGAAAUUAAGUUUAGAGUGUGUGGAACAAAUUUUCCAGAUGAUAGAAAUUAUGGUAUAAGAGGUUUAUAGAUUUAUGUAAAUAAAUGUCAUUGGUCAUGUUUAAAAUGUAGUAGCAAUUUAGAAAGUACUUGUCUAGCUUGUUUUACUAAUCCUUCUGCUAAUUUAGGGUCCCCUUCAAGUUGUGGAAAUUGUCCUGCUAAUUAUGCUUUUAUUGAAUAUUUAGAUAAUACAAAAAGUUGUGUAACUGAAUGUAAUUACUAUAGAAUUCCAGAUUCUAAUAAAGUAUGUUAAUUUAAUGAAUGUAUUGAUUUUAAUUAUUAUUUAGAUAUGCUUCCUUAUACAACAUUUUUUGAUACUACUACAUUUGCUUCUACAUCUCCAUGGAUAUUUGUUCCUGAUCCAAUAAAUUUUAAUUUAGUUUAUUCCGAAAAGAUAAACACAAUUCCUUGUUUAUCUAGUAAAAAUUAUGUAGGUGCAUUUUUUUAUAAUGAAGGAUUUAGUAUUAAGUUAUCAAUUCCUUAUAAUAUCUCAUAUAUAAGAUUUAGAGCAACUAUAAUAAAAUUAAACAAUUGGGUUGAUUAUUCAGCAGUUCAUGUAUUAUUAGAUGAUAUUGAAUUUGCAUCUGUCUACACUAUGUCUUAAGUAAUGACAGGUCGAAAUGCUGAUUAAUUAUAUUCUGAUACAAAUUGUACUAAUCCGAAUGUUGGAUAUUAUAGAUUAGAAACUAAAUUAAAAUCAAACAUCACAAAUCCUAUAUUGGUCUUAUAAGGAUCUAUGGAGUAUUAAUAUAAUAAUAAUAAUUAAAAGUUAAUCUGGUUUAUAAUCUUGGGGUUUUCGAGAUGUUGUUAUGGAUAUAAUGAAAUGUUAAGAAUCAUGUGAUUGGUGUGAUUUUGAUUAAAAAUGUUAUUCUUGUUCAACAGGAUUUCUUUAUAAGAAUAAAUGUGUAUCUAAUUGUCCAUCAUAUGGAAUUUAGACUACAAGAGUUUGUUAAGAUUUAGAUGAAAUUGCUGCUAGUAUAAAUAUAUAAUAUUAAAUGUUAGAUUCAAAAUAUAUAAUAAAAGCAUUUUAUGAUUCUUCAAAUACAACUGAUAUAGAUGUAAGUUCUAUUGUUGGAACAGUAUCAAACUCAGGUGGAGAUUUUAAAACUAAAGAUCGCUUUUUGAAUACUAAUACUGCUAUUUACUUUAGUUAUUAUUUGUAAAAAAGAGUAUUAGGUGGUCCAUUAGUUUGGUAUAAAGCAAAAUUUCUAAGAAACUUCAAUUUAAAUCCUCAUUAUAGUUUUAGAUUUAAAUUUAUCAUCAUUUUAGGAGAUGAUUUUGAUGGAAGUUUUGAUUAUGAUAUUGGAGGAAUUUCAGCUUCAUUAACAAGAGAUAGUAAACCUACUACAGCUAAUAAUGUUGGUAGAGAUAAAGAUGACAGAUAUAUAAUUAUUGAUAGAAUAGAAUCACAUUUUACAUCCACUUUUUCAGUUGAACUCUAAUGUAAAUCAAAUAAAGGAUCAAUCGAAGAUAAUUUUUGUAUUAUUUAUGAUUAUUUUAUACUUAUUUUAGAAGUAAAUAAUAAAUAUUAAUUAGUGUACUCAAUAUUGUACUGCUUGUACUGGCCCAACAUGGGGAUAAUGCACAGGAAAAUAAUCAUUGCCAACAGGAAUGUAAACACCUUCUACAUGCAUAAAUAAAACUUACUAUUUUGAUAACACUGUUACUCCUGCUGUUUGUAGAUAAUGCACUCCUACUUAUUGUUUAGAAUGUUUAAAUUCAUACAUUUGUACUAAAUGUGCUACUAAUUUUUAUUUAUUAAAUGGAAAUUGUUAAUGUUAUCCUUGGACGUAUUUAACUAAUACAAAUACUUGUGUAAAUUGUCAUCCUUUAUGUGAAUCUUGUUAUGGUUCUGGCAGUAAUGAAUGUUUAUCUUGUAAAAGUUCUUAACAUAGAUAUUUAAAUAAUAACCAAUGUAUUUGUCAGAGUAAUUACUAUGAUGAUGGUAUCAAUUAAAAUUGUAAAUCAAUUUGUGGUGAUAUGAUUGUAACCGAAGGAGAAGAUUGUGAUGAUGGUAAUACAAUUAGAUUUGAUGGGUGUAAUAAUUGUAAAUUUGAAUGCUAAAAAGAGUGUAAAAUUUGUAUUAAUGGAUAAUGUUCAGUUUGUGUUACUGGUUAUACAAUUUAAAAAACUAUGAAAAGAUGUUAUCCAACAUGUGGAAAUAGUUCAAUUGUUAGUGAAGAGUAAUGUGAAGAUAAUAAUCUAACUCCAUAUGAUGGUUGCUAUAAUUGUUAAUUUUAAUGUUAACCUUAAUGUACAUCCUGUAUCUAUGGAAAAUGUUAUCAAUGUGAUAAAUCAAUUGGUUAUUAUAUUAAUUUGGCUAUUUAUAAAUGUAUAACUAUUUGUGGAGAUUAAAUUGUUGCUGGAGCUGAAAUGUGUGAUGAUGGAAACGAUAAUCCUUUUGAUGGAUGUAAUAUGUGUGCUAAUUCAUGUGAUUCAUUUUGUGAUUUAUGUAUUUUUGGUGUUUGUACCAAAUGCAAAUCAGGAUUUUACUUAUUAAAUAACAAUGGUAAAUGUGCUCCUAUAUGUGGAGAUAAAAUUGUAUCAUACUACUAUGAAUAGUGCGAUGAUGGUAAUUUAAUUUCUUAUGAUGGAUGCGAUUUAUGUCAACUAACUUGUUAAGAAUAAUGUACUUCAUGCCUUUAUGGUAUUUGUUAAGAAUGUAAAAAAGGAUAUAAAUUAAAUUAAAAACUCAAAUAGUGCAUUUCAACAUGUGGAGAUAAUAUACUAUCUUCACAAUAUGAAUAAUGUGAUGAUGGUAACAUUACUUUUUAAGAUGGUUGCUUUUAAUGUCAAUAUGAAUGUUAAUCUGAAUGCUAAACUUGUGCAGCAGGUAUCUGUUAUAGUUGCAAAGCAAAUUUUUAUCUUAGCUCUGAUAAUUUAUGUCUUCCUAUAUGCGGUGAUGGUAUUAUUUCAAAAUUUGAAUAUUGUGAUGAUUUUAACUUUAUAAUAGAGGAUGGAUGUUCAAAUUGUUCAUUUUAAUGUGAAAAAUCUUGUAAUUAAUGUUCUUUUGGAAUUUGUGUAUCCUGCCAAAAUGGAUAUUAUUUAAAUUAAUCUAAAAAGAAAUGUUUUCCUAUUUGUGGAGAUACAAUCAUUAAAGCAGAUGAAUAAUGUGAUGUUGGUAUACUUCCAUUUGAUUACACUUUAUAAAAUAACUCUGGAUGUAUUAAUUGUCAAUUAUUAUGCUCUCCAUAAUGUUAAAUUUGCACAUAAGGUUAAUGUUUAAAAUGUAAAGAGUCUUUAGGAUGGUAUUUGGAUUAUGAAACUUUAAAUUGUUACACUUAAUGUGGAGAUUCAAUUAUUAGUGACUAUGAAGAAUGUGAGGAUUCUAAUUCUUAAUUAAAUGAUGGAUGCAAUCAAUGCAUUUUUACAUGUUAGAAUGAAUGUUCAAAAUGUAUUUUUGGAUAGUGUUAAUAAUGUGAUUAUGGAUAUACUUUAAUUAAUAAUAUAUGUAAAUCAGUUUGUGGGGAUGGCAUAAAAGCUGGGAAUGAAGAAUGUGAUAUAGGUAUAAUUAACUUUGAUGGAUAUGAAUGUGUUAACUGUAUGUAUAAAUGUUCAGAUGGUUGUAAUAAUUGUGUUUAUGGUUAAUGUUUAGAAUGUUAAAAUAAUUAUGGAUAUUAUUUUAAUUUAAAUAAUUAAUGUGAAUCAAAAUGUGGGGAUUUAAUUAUAAGUUAGAAUGAAAAUUGUGAUGAGAAUAAGGAAUCAUGUAUUAGUUGUAAUUUUGUAUGUGAUGUUAAUUGUGAUUAAUGUUAAUUUGGAAUUUGCUAAAAUUGUAAAGAUGGAUAUCAAUUAUUAUUAAAUAAAUGUAUUAGUAUUUGUGGAGAUUUAAUUUAAGCAAAUAAUGAAGAUUGCGAAAAUGAUGAUAUUAUUCCUUUUGAUGGUUGUUAUUUAUGUAAAUAUUAAUGUUAAAAUGAAUGCUAAUAAUGUAUUAAUGGAGAAUGCAUAUCUUGUGAUGAAAUAAAUGGAUGGUAUUUAUAAAAUAAGAGAUGUGAAACUAAAUGUGGUGAUGGUAUUUUAGCAGGAUUCGAAGAAUGUGAUAUAAAGCAAGAAUAAGAUAAUGGAGAUAUAUCAUUUAAUAAAUGUUUUAAUUGUAAAUAUUAAUGUGUUGAAAAUUGUUUAUAAUGUGAUAAAGGUAUUUGUAAAUAAUGUUAAAGUGGUUAUAUUUUGAAUGAUUUUAAUGAAUGCAUAAAUGAAUGUGGUAAUUAAAGUAUUUAAGAAUUUGAAUUAUGUGAUGAUGAUAAUUUUAUUGGAUUAGAUGGUUGUUUUUAAUGUUAAUAUGAUUGUUAAUCUUAAUGUUAAGUCUGUGUUAAUGGAUAAUGUCUGUUAUGUGAGGAAGGAUUUUAAAUAGAUAAUAAGAGUUUCUAAUGUAAAUAUAUAUGUGGUGAUAUGAAAAUAACAUAAUUUGAAGAAUGCGAUGAUGGUAAUGAUAUACCUUUUGAUGGAUGUUAUGAUUGUAAAUAUUCAUGUGUUGAAAAUUGUGAUAUUUGUCUAGAAGGUGUUUGUUAAGGUUGUAUAUAAGGAUACAUUUAUGAAUUUCCUUAAUGUAUUCCUGAUUGUACAGAUAUAAAGAUAAAAUAGAAUAUGGAUUAUUGUUAUUUUAAUGAAUGUUAAAGUGAAUGCAUAAGAUGUAUAAAAGGGGAUUGCUAUUAAUGUUUAAAUGGAUGGUAUUGGAAUGAAGUAGAAUUAAUUUGUGAAAGCAAAUGUGGAGAUCAUAUAAUAGUAGGAUUAGAGGAAUGCGAUAAUUAUUAAUAAAGAGAUGAUUUAUAUUGUAAUAAUAAAUGUUAAUUUGGAUGUCCUUAAAAUUGUGAUCGUUGUGAAUUUGGUUAUUGUUAAUAAUGUUAAAAUGGUUAUUAUUUGAUAUAAAAUGUAUGCUAAAAUUAUUGUGGUGAUAAUUAAGUUGUGGAAGUAAUAGAAUAAUGUGAUGAUUAUAAUAUAGAUGCAUUUGAUGGUUGUUUUUAAUGUAGUUUAAGUUGUAAUUAAUAAUGUUCUUUAUGUAUUAAUGGUAGAUGUGAGAGAUGUUUAGAUGGAUAUAUAAAAUAAAAUGAAGAUUGUAUAUCAAUAUGUGGAGAUGGAUUAUUAAGAAUUGAUGAAGAUUGUGAUGAUUAAAAUUCUUUAAAAUAUGAUGGUUGUAAUUAAUGUAAAUUUGAAUGUGAUGAGAAUUGUAAUAAAUGUGAAUAUGGUAAAUGUUUAUAUUGUAAUAUUGGAUAUUAUUUAUAAGAUUAGAUUUGUGUUACAUUUUGUGGAGAUGGUUUGAUAGUAGGUAAUGAGAAAUGUGAUAAUGGUAAUAUAUUUGAAGAAGAUGGAUGUUAAGGAUGUUAAUACUCUUGUUAAUAAUAUUGUAAGACAUGUUAAUAUGGUCAAUGUAUUUAAUGUUAUGAUGAAAUGGGUUGGCAUUUAACACCAUAGGGUGAAUGUUAAACCGUUUGUGGUGAUAAAAUAAUAGCAGGAUAAGAAUCAUGUGAUGAUGGUAAUGAAAUAAAUUAUGAUGGAUGUUAUGAAUGUGAAAAGGUUUGUUAAGAGAGUUGUACAGAAUGUACUAAUGGUUUAUGUUAUGAAUGUAAUACAAUAGGUUGGAUAUAAUAUGAUUUUUUAUGUUGGGAAAUAUGUGGAGAUGGAUUAAGAGUAGGUAUUGAAGAUUGUGAUGAUGGUAAUGAUAUUAAAUAUGAUGGGUGUUUUGAAUGUAAAUUUUAAUGUUAAGAAUAAUGUACUAUUUGUAAAGAAGGUAUUUGUUAUGGUUGUCUAAAUCCAGGGUGGAUACUUUAUUAAAAUUAAUGUGGUCCAUAUUGUGGAGAUGGAAUAAUUAUUUAAGAAUAUGAAUAAUGUGAUGAUGGUAAUUAUGAACCUUAUGAUGGUUGUUUUGAAUGUUAAUAUCAAUGUGAAGAACUUUGUACACUUUGUGAGAAUGGAAUAUGUUAUGAAUGUUCUUAAUUAGGAUGGACUAUUAAAUAAAAUUAAUGUAUUCCUUUUUGUGGAGAUGGUUUAAUUGUUGGAAAUGAAUAAUGUGAUGAUAUGAAUAAUAUUAAAGAUGAUGGAUGUUAUUAAUGUUAAUUCUUAUGUGAUUAAUCUUGUAUUGAUUGUUAAUAAGGUUAUUGUAAAGAAUGCUCAUAUGGAAUGCAUCCACAUAAUCAUACUUGUAUAUUUAUAUGUGGAGAUGGUUUACUUGCUUCAUCAAAUGAAUAAUGUGAUGAUGCUAAUUAAGAUAAUGGAGAUGGUUGUAAUUCAUAAUGUAAAAUUGAAAAAGAUUGGAUAUGCGUAAAUAAUUUUAAUUCAUUUUCUAUUUGCUCAUUUGAAAUAUAACCAGACUUUUAAAUUAAAGUUUUAACACCUCAUCCAUAAGAUUCUUGUAAUAUAUAAAUUACAUUUACAUAAAAAGUUAAAAUCUCUCCGAAUGUUAAAAAUAAUCUUAAUGAUUAUAUACUUACUACUCUUACUAACUCAGACAAAUUAAAUUACUAAAUUGAAUUAAUCAGUUAAAAUAUAACAACUUAAAAUAUAACAACUGAUUUAAUUCUGGAUUUUAAAAUUACUUAUUUAAGUCCUAUUGAACUUCCUAUUUUUAAAAUUGAAUUUAAUGAUAAUCCAAUCAUCUCUGAACUUAAUCAAGCACUUAUUAAAAAUCAUUCAACUAUACAAUUAUAAACACCUAUUGUUUUAGGAUAAACAGAAAUUAAUAUUGCAGAAUAAACGUAAGCCUUUAAUUAAGGAAUCAUCAUAGCUCUAGCAUCCUUAUCCUCUGUUUGCAUAUUAACAGGAUAAUCUGAUAUCUUUUGGAAUUUAAUGGAUCAAUUAUAAUACUUAUCAUAUGUCAAAUAUGUCAAUAUUGAUUUUUCACCUAAUCUUGCAAUCUAUUUUGAAGUUUUUAAAUUAGUGACUAUAUCUCCUUUGAUGUCUUUCUUAGGUAUCGAUGCUAUAUUUGAUGCUCUUGAUGGAAGUAAUCAAUAUUUUGUAACAACUGAAAAUAAAUUUCUUAAGGAUUAAAUUAAUGCCUAUUUCCUUACUAAUUUUUAGAGUUUCCUAUUUUGUGCUAUUGCUACAUACUCAAGUUAUUUCGGUGCUAAAUUUUUUUAUAAACAACUACAAAAAAUUGGUUAAAUAUAAAUUGUCUGGAUAGGAUUUAGAAUUGGUAAAAUCUUAAUAAGUCUUAAAAAUGAACUUAGAAUUAAAAUCUCUGAAUUUUAUUACAAUUCACUUUUAAGAUUAUUACUGUCUAAUUUUUAUGAUUUAAGUUUUGCAUGUGCAAUACAAUUAGCAUAUUAUCCUACCUAAAUGGAUUUUACAUUGAUUAUCAAUUAUUAUUUAGCAGGUAUCUUUUAUGUUGGAAUCGUCAUAUCCAUACUAACUUUAUUUGCACUUUCAAGUUCCUUCUCUAAAUAGUCUUCUUUAAAAAAAAAAUCUUAAUAUUAGGCUUUUUUUGAUGGAAUCAAUAAUGACAAUAAUAUGUGGAUAGUUUAAUAUAAUUCACUUUAAAUGAUAAAAAAAUUAGUAUUCAUAUCUGGUAUUGUAUUCUUAUAAGACAAUGGAUUUAUUUAAGUAAUUGCAAUAACUUUCUUAUAAUCAUUCUUUUUUAUUCAUUUCAUUCUCAAUAAACCACUAAAUAAUUAAUAUGAAUAUGUGAAAACCUUGACCACUGAAUUUUUAAUAAUCAUAAAUGUUUGUUCCUUUUUGUUCUAUUAAUACAAAAAUGAAUUUGGGUUUAAACCAGAAUCAAUGAUUAUUUUAGGAUGGCUACAUAUCGGAUCCUUUUCCUCCAUUUUAGCAAUUACUUUUGUUCUAGAUUUAUAUUAGUAAUUUAGAAAAUUAGCUAAGAUUAUUGCCUAAGCUAUAAAACCAAAAAAAAAAGAACCAGUACCUAUCUUUUAUUCAUAUAAUUGA
Messenger RNA from Paramecium sonneborni, 8444 nucleotides. The record is from the annotation of a GenBank genome assembly. Lineage: Eukaryota; Ciliophora; Oligohymenophorea; Peniculida; Parameciidae.